GUUAGAAAGAAAUUAUUAAUUCAGGAAGACCUUAAAAUGUGACUUACAUACUUUUGAGAUCAUUAAGAAGCAACUAGUUAUUUAGAUGGAUUCCAAAACUGUAGACAUGGGUUCUGACCAUGUCCUCAAUAUUAUGAGCCAAGAGCAAGAAUCUAACAUUCUGGGCGCUCCUGGUCGCAGGACUAUAUCAGAAGUGGUGGGUUCGAGCAAUGACCUUAAUACCGUGACCCAGGACCCUGAAGCUACCGAUGCGAAUGCAAAUACUUCCAUAGAGUCAACAACAAGCAAAAGAAAGCCCUGUAGAAGUCUGAUCAGUGAGAAUAAAGAAGAGUAUAUGGAGAUUUGUGUUCCAUUGUAUGAAGCAGCAAUUACUGGUGAUUGGGAAGCUGCAAAGGUCAUCCUUGACAGACGUCCAGAGUUGGUACGGUUUGCUAUCACUCCAAAUGGUGACACAACACUUCAUAUUGCAGUAAGAGCUGAAGCUACUAAGCAGGGUGAAUUUUUUAUGGAAAAUCUAUUGAAAAUGAUGGAAAUUGAGGACUUGGAAAUUGGAAAUGAAGUUGGCGACCCGGCUUAUAUGAUUGCAGCUAUAAAAGGAAAGGUUCAUAUGUUUGAGGUAAUAGUGAAUAAGCACAAAGACCUAUUGAGCAAAUUCCCUAAAAGCACGUUGGUAGCACUGGAUAUGAGUGCUGCAAAUGGAAAUCAUGACAUGACGUUGCAUUUCUAUAAUGUUCUUGAGAAGACGCCCCUUUCGUUUUGGGGAGAGGAAAGAUGGUGUAUUUUUUUCUUAAAUUGCAUUCAUGGUGAUUUGUUUGAUAUUGCAUUGCAAGUCUUGGAGGACCACCCGAUUAUUGGUACUAGUUUCAAGACUUGUUUUGAUUCACUAGAUGUUUUGGCUAGGAGGCCAGAUACAAUUAAUAGAGCAGAAACUGAUGUAUAUGUGAUUUGGAGCAUCGCCAAUUCAAUUCUGCCUUUCUUUCAUGUGAAGAAAAACUCUCCUGAAAUGGAAAAUCAAGCUUUGAAAUUAGUACAGAGCCUUUUGAAAUUGUUUCCCGUAAACAAGAGAGAAGUUCAAGAAAUGGGUAUGAAUCCUCGUGUACUGUUGUUUACUGCUGCGGAAAUGGGCAACACCAGAUUUGUCAUAGAGCUUCUUAGAAUGUUUCCCACAACCAUACACGAGAGAAAGGAUGGUGGCAUAAGUAUAUUUCACAUUGCUGUUAUGCGCCGUAACAAAGACAUAUACAAUCUAUUGUAUGAAACGGGUUCACAAAAUAGUCGAAUAGCUAGGUGGUUUGAUAAUAAGCAUAACAAUAUUCUUCAUUUAGUCGCAAUGACCUCAAACGAUAAAACACAACAUCAGACACCGUCUGGAGCAUCUCUACUGAUGCAACGAGAGUUAUUGUGGUAUAAGGAGGUAGAGAAGAUAGUACCACCUGCGUACAGAAAUGCAAGGAACGAUGAUGGUAAAACGCCCUAUGAGUUAUUCUCAGAGAAUAACAAAGAGUUGGUUUCCAAAGGUUUGAAAUGGACAAAAGAUUGCAUGGUGGUUGCCACCCUUAUAAUCACCGUAGCAUUUGCAGUUGCUUUCACAGUUCCUGGUGGCUACAACCAAGAGACUGGGAUUCCUAUCUUCUAUCAUAAAGCUGGUUUCCUGGUUUUCAUAAUAGCAGAUGCAUUUUCCUUAUUUACUUCAUCAACUUCACUCCUAGUGUUCUUGUCUAUCCUCACAUCUCCUUAUGGUCAACGUGAUUUUUUGUGCGCAAUGCCUGUAAAGCUGAUGAUAGGUCUAGUGUCGCUAUUUAUGUCUGUAGUUGCUAUGAUGGUCACCUUUGCUGCCAGCUUCUUUGUGAUUUAUAAAAACACAUACAAAUGGCUACCAAUCCUUAUCAGUAUAUCUGCAGCUACACCGGUCAUCAUAUUUGCUGUAUUACAAUAUCCUUUUGUGAUGGAUAUGUAUCGUUCCAUUUUUGAUUCUAGGUAUCUGUUUAAUACUGGGAGACGUGUACUUUACAACAAAAACAAUAGGUUGUAAAUGUUCAUUCUUUAGCUAGACAAGUGAAGUUAUUGUUAGUAUCCACUUGGAUUAUGUAUCUGUUUA
Molecule: messenger RNA, 2098 nt
Organism: Erigeron canadensis
Lineage: Eukaryota; Viridiplantae; Streptophyta; Magnoliopsida; Asterales; Asteraceae
Exons: 6
Coding region: 86-2032 (648 amino acids)
Molecular function (GO): protein binding
Source: RefSeq, a predicted model, not a curated record